Messenger RNA from Xenopus laevis (African clawed frog), 2074 nucleotides. RefSeq names its product probable inactive protein kinase DDB_G0270444. The transcript has 2 exons. Lineage: Eukaryota; Metazoa; Chordata; Amphibia; Anura; Pipidae. Bases 87 to 1451 code for a protein of 454 amino acids. The record is from RefSeq and is a predicted model, not a curated record.
AAAACCAUUUGAUUAGUCAACCAGAGAACUGUUUACUUGUAAACAGAAAAACUUUUUUAGAUUUUUGAGAACACAUAUUUUACAUCAUGUUUCGCAAGAUAACGAACUGUUUAUCAAAGAUAAAAAUGGAAAAGGAAUGUCAGAAAGUAAGAGAAGUGUGUGGAAAAAUUAAAACCAUAUACAAUAGGGAACAAAGAGCCACAUUUACUAAGAAUGUGUUAACAUGUGCAGACUGUGGAAAGCCACUGCUGCCAAAGCAGAAAACGAGAAAAAAAACAUGGUUUUUUAACAAAAAGAGAGAGAUAAUAGAAAUAACAACAAAAACUAGUGAGAAAACUCAGACUACUGAGUAUAAAGAAAAUAGGGAAUUAGAAAGUAGGGGAAAAAGGGCCACAUUUGCUAAGAAUGUGUAUACGCGCGCAAACUGGGAAAAGCCACUGCUGCAAAUGCAGAAAUGUAGCAUAAGAACAUGUUCCCUUAACAAAAAGAGAAAGACAAAAGAAAUAACAACGAAAUCGUAUGAGAAAACUCAGGAUGCGGAAAAAUCAGAAAACACUGAGACUACUGAGUAUAAAGAAAAUAGGGAAUUAGAAAGUAGGGAAAAAAGGGCCACAUUUGCUAAGAAUGUGUUUACUCGCGCAAACUGGGAAAAGCCACUGCUGCAAAUGCAGAAACUUAGCAUAAGAACAUGUUCCCUUAACAAAAAGAGAAAGACAAAAGAAAUAACAACGAAAUCGAAUGAGAAAACUCAGGAUGCGGAAAAAUCAGAAAGCACUGAGACUACUGAGUAUAAACCCCCACAAGUUGUUGAGAAAAGUGAAAACGUAGGGAAUACAGAAAGAUUUGAGCAAACCAAAAAAGAAAACACCGAAGAGACGGUGAAAAAAACUGAAGCGAAAAGAAAACGGGUGCAAUUUGCAGAGAAUCUGUGCACCUAUUAUUAUUACUCCAUACCAAUACAGAAUUCUGAGUAUGAAGAAAAACAGAACCGGGCCAGACUGGCCAGGCACCCUAGGCUACGUGGCUGGCUACGGUACUUGAAAUGUACGCGCAAGCGCAAAUUGGUAGAAACACACACUGAAGAGGAAAAAAAGCAGAUAGAAAACAUAGAAAGCAGUGAGGAAACUAAGGAUGAAGUCAACUCAGAAAGCAGUGAGAAUGAUGAGUAUGAGGAUUGCUUAGAAAACAUUGAGAAAAGUGAAGAGGAAAAGUGGAGAACUGAAAAGGAAAAUGCUGACGAGACUAUGAUAGAAACACACACUGAAGAGAAACCAAACCAGACACUAUUUGGAUGGAUUGUGUGUGCCUUUCAUGAGAUGUCCAAGCAAAUAGGCAUGAAGCUGAAUAUCUGCCAAAUAAAAAGUGAGAACCAUGAAGAAAUCAGAGAAAUCAGUGAGGAAACGGAGAAUGAAGUAUAUUCAUUUGGUGGAAGACUGCCUUCAUCUGAGUGAGGAAAUAUUUUACUGUGUGGAUCCUCUCUAUGUUUUACUAGUUUUUUUUGUAACUGCUUCAGAAGAAACUAGAGAAAGAUGAACAAGAAAGUGAGGAAGAAAACCCACAUCGUGGUGGGAAACUAAAGAAAGGAGAACACAAAGCAAUAAGCACUCUAGAAAGAAAAUGAAACGUGUUGCCUAUAAUCUGUGCAUCUAUUAUGUGACUGGAAUUGGAGGAGAAGGGACUGGAGGGCACCGGGCAAUUACAAGCUUCUUCAUGAAUAUUUGCUGAUACUCAAAUGAAAAAGGGAGCUUUUUGAGCUGCUUUGGGAGAAAUUCAUGAAAGAAUGAGUAAAAACUCACAAAGUGUGAGAAAAUAUAACAAGAGAAGUGUGUUGGUUUCACACAUAAGGGGUAACUGAAAAGGGCAGAAGCUGAGCAGAUAUUUGAGAUACUUUGGGCGAAUCUCAAGAAAGAUGAGGAAAACUCUUUAAAGUACUGAGAACAUAUAGAUAAAUGGGUAUGAGGGACUGGAGGGCCUGGGACAAUUAUGAGCUUCUUACAAUUUUAUAUUCUUAUUUGUGUGAAUUGUUUUCCUCUUUGUAACUUUUAUCUGUCUGUCUGAGAAUUAAAUAAAACAA